Molecule: messenger RNA, 1939 nt
Organism: Photinus pyralis (common eastern firefly)
Lineage: Eukaryota; Metazoa; Arthropoda; Insecta; Coleoptera; Lampyridae
Product: sorting nexin-8-like
Exons: 9
Coding region: 262-1791 (509 amino acids)
Biological process (GO): retrograde transport, endosome to Golgi
Molecular function (GO): phosphatidylinositol binding
Source: RefSeq, a predicted model, not a curated record
AUUACCGUAUUUACAGAACUAAUAAACAGUUUGUAAUUAUUUUAGAUAAGUAAAGUGGCUGACAUACAUGCGCGCAUUUAUAAAAUAAAGUUUCGCACUCAGUUCUGUUUGGAAAGGGAAAGUGAAAGUAUACCUAACAGGUACCUACUAAGGACGGAACUAGUCAAUGUUGUGCGAUUGUUGAAAUACCGGAGGAGGACCGUUUCGAGAUCGAUACAAAUUGGGACCUACUUUUGGCGAACGCCAUCGAUCUUCUCAGGAAUGGCAACCGACUUUAGCGCAGGAAAGAUCCCGCCGAUGUACCGCGAGAUUUUCGAAGCGUGCUCUUCCGAUGGGGAUCCGAUACACAGGGACAUUUUUCGGGACCUGCUCGCCUGUGGAAAUCUCGACAGCGCGACGUUGAAAGUCAUUUGGGAUUUGACUGGCCCCGCUCAGGGACCGAUCACAAGGACCAAUCUGUACAAGGCACUUUCCUUAAUUGGUUGGGCGCAAGAAGGGAAAGUCCCUUCGACGAAGCUUUUCGAAAAUUUUAGCGCGAGAGAAUAUCCGACGCCGCGCCUACGCGAUUUGGCGUGCAUCAGUAAUGCAAAGGCCCAAAUCCACGCGCAAGCUAGUUUGAACAAACUGGGGGUGUCCUAUAAUGACAUCAAACAAUUAGAUACAAUAAAUAUCGACUUGGUGCCCGAAAAGAAAGGUCUUAUCCUAAAAUACUCUGAAUACCUGGUGUCUUCCAGAAGAUUUGGUUCGAAAGUCACGAGGAGAUAUAACGACUUCUUUGCAUUAUACGAGUUGCUACUGGCUAGAUUUCCUUACAGGGUCGUCCCGAGACUUCCCCCCAAGAAAAUUUUGGUCCUAGAUUCCCACUUUCUCGAAUCGAGAAGAAGGGCGCUUCAAAGGUGGCUGACGCUGGUCUCACGUCAUCCCACGAUUUGCCACGAUUCGAUCGUAUCAUUUUUCCUAACGGACCUCGGUCCGGACCUGCAAUACCGCAUUAGGGAUGUUUUCCGUCGCGUUCCGGACGAGUUUAUGACUUCGGACCUGGCCGCGACCGCGAAGAAUCUCCUACCGAACGACUGUUCCGAGUUCGCCAAUAAUCGCGAGCAGGUUCGCACGUUGGUGCAGGUUAUAAGUCGACUGAAACAGCUCGCCGAUGCCGACGUCGAACGAAGCCAGGCCUAUGCGAGAGACUCGGAAGAGAUGGCCAACCAACUUAAAAUGCUCGCCGGUAUAAAUCCGGAGCAGCUGACGAGCGGUCAUUGGAAGCACAUGCAGAAGGGCUUCUCCUCGUUGUCGCAGGAGCUGCUAUCGGUACCCAGCAGGACUAAUUACCACGCGAGUGCGGGACAAAUUUCGGUUUGUGAACGGCUGGGGUUGCUUUUGGAGGUUCUCGUUGGGCAUAGAGAUUUAUGUGAUAGACUGGAACGUGGCUUGGCGCACGAUCACCAAGCGGCUUUGGCCAAGAUGCUCUCUUUAAAGAAGAGAAGGAUACAAGGUGUUAUACGAGGCACAGAUAGCGAAAGUGUCGAACAACUGGAGGCGAGAAUGUUGGCGCAAGAAAAUAUUAUAUCCAACAUGGAGUUGAGAUCUGACUUUAGCCUCUACUGUGUUCAUAUGGAAACGCAGCUAGUGCACGCUUACUUGGAGACACUAUCCGCAAUUUUUAACAAUUUCGUUUGCUUGCAUACCCGAGCUCAUAGCGAGCUCGCAGACCUAUGGAAGGAGGUGCGCCCAACGGUUGAAAAGUACUUUUGUAUCGAUGAAACUGAAAUCAAUGGUGCUAAUUUUAGCUAGCGUGGAACGAUACAUCCAUCUUAUUUGUUCGGGAAUGAUUCUUACUUAAUACCUUAUGAUAUUUUAUAAAUAAACUAUUUAUGUACCUAUUCGUUGUUAUUACUAGGUAUAUAUUUUAUGGAUUGUUAAAUAAAUGUUUUUAACUAUU